Molecule: messenger RNA, 2514 nt
Organism: Pollicipes pollicipes
Lineage: Eukaryota; Metazoa; Arthropoda; Thecostraca; Pollicipedomorpha; Pollicipedidae
Product: carboxypeptidase Q
Exons: 7
Coding region: 120-1682 (520 amino acids)
Biological process (GO): proteolysis; peptide catabolic process
Molecular function (GO): metallodipeptidase activity
Source: RefSeq, a predicted model, not a curated record
UCGUACGCGGAAGCCCGGCCAGGCUCUCGCUCGUCGCCUCGGGCGGGCAGUGACCUUGAGACCGCCGGCUGCGGAGGAGCGGAGGCCUCAUUCCCUGCCGGCAGACGCAACCGAGGGCUAUGACGAGGUGGUCGCACAGCCUGCCGCUCCUGGCGGCCCUGGUGGCGGCGAGCCAGUUGACACGCGCCAGCGCCCAGACCUCCUGCGCUCUGCCAGACUCGGUGAAGAACAACAUCCUCCAGUAUCAGGAUGACGUUGACAAGAUCAUGCAGGCGGCGCUGAACGAGCAGCAGCACCGGCACGCCGCCUACGAUGGGCUGGACGACUUCGUCGAGCGGUUCGGCGCACGGCCGUCCGGCUCCGACGAGCUGGAGGACGCCAUCGACUUCAUGGAGCAGACGGCUCGGCAGGACGGCUUCAGGGUGCGCACGGAGGAGGUCAUGGUGCCACAUUGGGUGCGCGGCGAGGAGACGCUGCUCAUGCUGCGGCCGCGCCGCAAGAGCAUGUCCAUCCUGGGCCUGGGCACCACCAUCGGCACGCAGCAGUACCCCGCAGGUGUGCUCAAGGCCGAGGCCGUGGUGUUCAACAGCUUCGAGGAGAUGGAGAAGGCCGGCAAGGCCAAGGUGUCUGGGAAGAUUGUCGUCUUCAACGCUCCGUUUGGAGACACCAAGGACCUUCCCAUAGACCGCUACAGGGAGUCGAACGAGUACCGUGUGCAUGGUGCGGCCCGAGCCUCCAAGCUAGGAGCGCUGGCUGCUCUGGUGCGCUCUCGCACGGACUUCAGCUUGAACACCCCCCACACGGGCUCCAUGGAUUACAACGUCAGCACGCCCAUCCCGGCGGCAGCCGUCACGCCCGAGGACGCUAACAUCAUGGCGAGGCACUUCAAGAAAGGCAAGCCAGUGGAGCUGUUGCUGAAGAUGUCGGCGGCGAAUCUGCCGCAGAGAAAGUCUCGCAACUUGAUCGUCGAUUACGGUCCCGCUGACGCCAUCGAGAUGGUGCUGCUCAGCGCCCACAUGGACAGCUGGGACGUCGGCGAGGGCGCCAUGGACAACGGCGGUGGCGUCUUCGUCAACUACCAUAGCAUCAAGCUGCUCAAGCAGCUAGGCCUGAUGCCCAGGCGGACCAUCCGCGUGGUCUUCUGGACGGCGGAGGAGGAGGGCUACUACGGUGGCAAGGAGUACAUCAAGAACCACGAGUUCGACGUGCAGAAGAUGCAGAUUGCUAUCGAAAACGACCUGGGCGUGUCCCGGCCGCUGGGCCUGCGCAUUGCCGGCUCGGACGCCGCCAAGUGCUUCGUCAAGCACACCACCUCGCUCUUCGGACUGGCCAACUCCACACGCACGGCCGGCGACCCGCCGUUGUCGGAAGCGCACCUCUUCAACGAGAAGGGCGUGCCGGCGGCGUGUAUCGACACAGACCAGAGCCGCUACUUCUGGUACCACCACACGCAGGCCGACACGAUGGACGCGCUGGAUCCGCGCGAGAUGGACCUGUGCGUGGCCACCAUGGCCUCGGCCGCCUUCGUGUUCGCCGACGUGCCGGACCGGGUCCCCAGUGACGUUGCAGUGCCCCUGCGGUCAGUGAAGGGCUCAGCAAAUAAGAGGAGCUCGGCCAUCGCUCGACGGCCGGCGCUGUGCCUGGUGGCGGUGGUGGCGGUAGCAGCUCGGCUGCUCGGCUAACGGCAGCUCUCGUGCGUGCGGCGCCGUCGGCCACGCGCGCGUCGGCCCGAAUCCCACCGCCGGGUCGAGUCCGACCAGCCGUCCGCCUGCCGUCGGCUGGGCUGACGUGGCUGUUGUGAGGGGAGCUGUUCCGCGCUGGGCUGACCUCGCGGUGGACGCGGCGCCGCCCACCGGCUGCAGCUCCACGCCCAUCAGUCUGGAUCGCGCGUUUUUACCUUGUCAUUGCCCGGAGCGCAAGGAGUUCACAGCUUCGGCAGCCUAAUCGGGUUGUUAUACCCGGAUUCCCCCGAUUGGACGCGGCGCCGCCCACAGGCCCGGCUCGUCACCGGGAGACCGUGACGGACGCCGCCCGCCCGCGCGCGGGAAACUGUCACGUGACGUGGUGUGGCGGCCGCUGUUGGAUGUUGCCGAGGCGGCCGCUGACGGGACAGGAUAGUUCGGUCCGCUGAGCUCAUUGCCAGGACUUGACUAGGUCGUGCUUGUCACUGUGUUUAUUUGACGACCUGCUGAUGUUAAUGCGAGCAGUAUGACGUUUCGAAAAUUGUUCCUUCCACCCCAUGCCACGGUCGUACAAGUUCCCGUCCGCCCAAGCCAUAAACAGUGUUCGCAGUUGUUUGUAGACUAGGUUGGUGACCUAGCAUUUAUUGGGAGAACGUUAUGUAAACAUGUAUGCAGUAGUUGUGAAAGUUUUUGGCGCAAAGUGACCACUGCCGUCGACGCGCCCGAAAACAUCAAUGAGCAACAAGUUGUGGAAGUCCCGUGACGAAGGCGUUCAAUAACAACGCGACUGUCGCUUCCGUCUGGUAAGUUGUCGAGGACCACUGCAGUGACU